Messenger RNA from Hemiscyllium ocellatum (epaulette shark), 10461 nucleotides. It is a transcript of the gene ranbp2, whose product is annotated as RAN binding protein 2. Gene Ontology annotation, cellular component: cytoplasm; nuclear pore. Gene Ontology annotation, molecular function: GTPase activator activity; peptidyl-prolyl cis-trans isomerase activity; protein binding. Gene Ontology annotation, biological process: protein folding; NLS-bearing protein import into nucleus; protein peptidyl-prolyl isomerization. The coding region runs from base 111 to 9659 and encodes 3182 amino acids. The transcript has 31 exons. The record is from RefSeq and is a predicted model, not a curated record. NCBI's taxonomy places the organism in Eukaryota, Metazoa, Chordata, Chondrichthyes, Orectolobiformes, Hemiscylliidae.
UGAAAGCUCUGAGUUCAGGACGGAAGAGAUGGUGUAGGACCGGAACUGGUUUGGGAGGAGGGCGUUUAUCAAAUCUUGUACACACAGCGGCCUGAGGCCGGCGGUUGGACAUGAUGCGCAGUAAGGCCGAAGUGGACAGGUACAUUGCUUCGGUGCAGGGCGUCACGCCGCUCUCACCCCGUGAGAAAUCACUCAAAGGAUUUUUAUUUGCAAAACUCUAUUAUGAAGCCAAGGAGUAUGAACUUGCGAAGAGGCAAAUAUCCGCUUACAUAACCGUACAGGAAAGGGAUCCAAAAGCGCACAAGCUUCUUGGCCAGAUCUAUGAGUCUGAAGGCAACAUUGAAAAAGCCAUUGGUUGUUAUAAGCGGGUUGUGGAGCUGAAUCCUGUUCAGAAGGAUAUGAUCCUGAAAGUAGCUGCUUUGCUGUGUAGUAAUGGAGACCUGAUUGAUGGAAGAGCUGAAUACUGGGUGGAGAAGGCAGCCAAGCAUUUUCCUGAUAAUGGAGUAGUUUACAAACUGAAGGAGAAGCUGCUGAGCUCAAAAGGACAAUUAGACCAUUCUCAACUGUUUGACCUUAUUCAGUCAGAAUUGCAUUCAAGGCCCAAUGAUCCUCAUGCUAAUAUACGUUUGGUGGAAUUUUACUGUUCUGUUGGGAAACUUGAAGAAGCAGUGAAUUUCUGUAUAAGUACAGAAAAGAAAAGAACCCUUUGUAAAUGUGUAGAAUGGUACACCUGCAUGGUACAAACAUUGAAGAACUAUAUCAGUUUGUCAAAUAUUUCAUCAGAUGAUAAAAACAAAUGGAGAUUUUUGCAGAAGGAAUUGCUCCUGGCGUCAUCUAAUCUUAUGUUCCUGACAUUAUCGGCCAGAAAUGUCCAAGAUGUUGUAAAUGCUCUAAUGAGCUUUGAUUAUACAAUGCAUAUCGCAAAGUCAUGCUUGACUGCAACAAUGGAUGAUCUUUCGGCUACUUUCACUGAAAUGCGAGGGCAUCUGUACUUACAUGCUGGAACAUUACUUCUGAAAAUGGCUCAACAGAAUGCAAUUCAAUGGAAAGCAGUUGUAGACCUUGCAGCACUCUGCUACUUAAUUGCUUAUCAGGUUCCAAGACCUAGGCUGAAAUGUGUAAAGGCAGAAGACACAAACCAGGAAAUGAUUAAUUGGUUAGCAUCGGAUAGGCAAAGUCAGUCAGGGCAUAUGUUAAUAAGCUUAAUGUCAGGAAAGCCUGACUUUUACAAAGAAGUGGUGGAAACAUUUGCAAACAAAAGUGGCCAGGCUGCAUUAAUUGAAACACUAUUUGGAAGUCGGAUAUCUGUUGAAAGAUCUUUUCUUGCCAAUGAUGAUAUUAGGAAUGUUACAGAAGAGCACCCAAAUUGGAAUGAACUCAUAAAAUGGGAUGAUGCUUCUGUUAAACUACAUGGUGGAAAUCUGCAGCAUCUUGCUUGGCUUGGUUUACACCAGUUUUCAAUGGAACAGUUACCUAUGGUACGAAAUUGGCUGAAGCAGUUGUUUCCUCGACUGCCCCAAGAAACCUCUCGACUUGAAACCAAUGCUCCUGAGACUAUUUGCAUUUUAGAUCUUGAGGUUUUUCUUCUUGGAGUGAUAUAUUCAUGUCAUACACAGUUACAGGAUAAAUCAGAUCUUCACUACAGUAUGCACCAACCAAAGUGCAUGCCACUACCAAUUAGUAAAUUGUUGUAUACAGAUCGACAGAGCGCUUGGUGGGAUGCUGUUUACAGCCUUGUCUACAAAAAAGCACAACCGGGUACAUCAGCUAAACUAAGACUAAUGAUUCAACAUGAACUUGGUACAUUGAGGGCACUAGAAAAGCAUGGACUUCAGCCUGCUCUAAUUAUACACUGGGCUCAAAGCCUCAUUAACAUUGGAAGUGGAUUAGAUUCAUACUAUGAUCAAAAAGAAUACAUUGGACGGAGUGUCUACUAUUGGAGGAAAGUCCUGCCCUUAUUACACAGCAUCAGAAAGAAAAGGAGCAUUCCUGAACCUAUUGAUCCUUUAUUUCAACAUUUCCGUAGCAAAGAUAUCAAGGUCACUGAAGUUGAGGAUUAUGAAAAGGAAGUGAAAAAUGCUUUUGCAACACUUGAUGUCGUUGAUGGAAAAAUUGAUGAAGCAAUUGCUGCUUUCGAAUCUAUCAAUAAUAUUGUUGCACAUUGGAAUCUUGCUUUGAUAUUUCACAGGAGAUCGGAGGAAUAUGAAAAUAGCAAUGAGAUGGCUUCUGAUGAGCAAGAACAAUGUAAAAAUUGUUUGCUCAGCAGCAAAGAAUACCUCAGAAAGGUCUUGAAUGAAGCUGAAUCAAACAUUGCAGCUAUUCAUAGUUUGCCUGUAUCAAUAGAUACAGUGAAAGAAAUGCUGGAGUUAGUAAAUCAACAUCUUCAAGAAUAUGAUGGAGAUGUGCUUGACCAUGGAGAAGAAAUAAAUGACAGUUCCCAAACAGCUGAAAAUGGCACCUCUGUGGAGUCAUUACAAGUUAAACACCUGACCCCAUCUCCAACAAAGCUUACUCCAUCACCAACCAAGAGCUACAAGUGGUCUCCAAAGACUCCACCUCGUUGGGCUGAAGAUCAGAAGCAUUUAUUGCAGAUGCUUUGCCAGCAAGUAGAACAGCUGAAGGAUGAAGUGCGUGAACUCAAGCUAAAUAAUUCAAAUACAACUGAAUCACCACAUCCUCGAUGGCACACAGACAGUUAUGGUGCAGAUACCCAUUCAGAAGGUUACCAGAAUGUGCACAAUUUUCAGGGAGCACCAUUAACGGUUUCUACCUCAGGGCCUUCUGUGUUCUACAAUCAAUCCCCAGCAUAUAACUCACAAUAUCUUCUUGGAACAGCAGCCAAUGUGACUCCAAACAAGCCUCCUGCCUAUGGAAUGGGUCGGGUUCCACCACAACAGUCAAUGUAUGGUUAUCAACAGCAGACUCACACACCACCUGUUCAGACCAACGCUCCUUGUAUGUAUUCACAGGAUAUGUAUAGAACACAGUUACGUUUUGAAUCUCCUGCAACAGGAUUACUUUCCCCAUUUGGUGACGAUUACUACAGUCAUAGUGUUCCACAGACAAACACAAACCCACCAUUGCCAGAGCCUGGUUACUUCACUAAACCAUCAGUGAGAAUGCAAAUGACAAAACCUACAGAAAUGAAGGGGAUAGAAUUUGGAAAACUCAACCAACAAAUGCAGCAUGAAGCCACAAAAGGUACUUUGGGUACUGCCCUAAUGCAUUCCACUCCAGCAACAGCAUUCAAAUUUAACUCUAAUUUCAAGAAUAAUGAGGGGGACUUUACAUUUUCACCACCCCAGUUGAAGACUCAACCACCACCUUCAUCUUCCAGUGAUAGUCUUCUGGGCAUUUUAACUUCAGGUAGAUGUAUAAAAAGUGACCAAACCAUGGGACGCAUGUUUACACAAGAAGCAAUACCAAGUCGAGGAAACCUCUUUUCCUUAAAAGGGCAGGGUUCAUUUGAUGACUCUUUAGUUCAAAAGCAAAAUAAGAAUUCAUUCAAUAAUAUUUUGAGUAACCAGACAUUUGGUUUCAAGGAUGCUGGUGACAUAAUUGGAAUGAGCGCAGGAGACAAAAGUAGGGAAGAUGAUGGGGAUAGUGUUCCUGAUGAAGAUGGUCCACAUUUUGACCCAGUGAUACCACUCCCAGAUAAAGUAGAUGUGAAAACUGGAGAAGAAGAUGAGGAAGUGCUAUUUUCCAACAGAGCUAAGCUGUUCCGUUUUGAUACUGAGACCAAAGAAUGGAAGGAGCGAGGCAUUGGCUAUGUCAAGUUACUUCAACACAGGGCAUCUGGCAAAAUCCGACUCCUAAUGAGACGAGAUCAGGUUCUUAAAAUCUGUGCAAAUCAUUACAUAACAGCAGACAUGAAAUUGAAGCCAAAUGCAGGAUCUGAUAAAUCGUGGGUCUGGUGUGCUUUAGAUUAUUCUGAUGAAAAGCCAAAACAUGAGCAGCUUGCUGUUCGAUUUAAAACUGCAGAUGAGGCUGCAUUGUUCAAAACAAAAUUUGAAGAAGCGCAAAUCUUAGUUAAUGGUCAAAAGUUAAAAUCGAGUAGCCCACCCAGCCAAGAAAAGAAAACUGGAAUCAAAAUUAAGACUGAGGACAUGCAAUUAGGUGCCAUUAAAUCUACUACUGAACAAUCUGGAUUUGGUGCUCAGUUUGCUAGGAAAGAUGGCGAAUGGGACUGUAGCUCAUGUCUUGUACGAAAUUUUGCAGCUGCUUCUGUGUGUGCAGCCUGUCAAAAUCCUAAAACCAUUACUGGAAAUAACGGUUUUCCCUCCAUUUAUCGAAACUCUGAGCAAAAUGGAAGUGAAGUUGGAGCAACUGAGAAGAUUGCUACAGCUUUUACUAAAACAAUAGGAUUUGGUGAUAGAUUUCCUAAGGAUGCCCAGUGGAAUUGUAGUGCAUGUUUUCUUCAAAAUGAAGCUAACUCAUCAAAUUGUGUAGCUUGCCAGGCACCAAAUUCCACCAAGAAUGGCAUUAGUUCAACCACUCAGGCACCUGCAAGUUUUCCAUUUAGUGCUCAGGAAGACGCUACAAAGCCAAGUACACCUGCUAGUUUUGGUCCACUGUUUGGAAAAAUGGAUGGUCAAUGGGAUUGCAUUGCAUGUAAUGUCAGAAAUGAAGUGACUGCACAAAAGUGUGUCUCCUGCCAGGCACUAUGUCCAUCCUGUAAAGAUUCUGGUGUGUCAUACAACCAACCUGUGACUACCUUUAAGUUUGGUCUUGACUCUGUGUCUGCAAAAACACCAAAAGGAUUUGAUGCAUUUCACAGAAAGGAAGGGCAGUGGGAUUGUGAGACUUGUUUGGUAAGAAAUGAACCAAAUGUGGCAAAAUGUGUAGCUUGCCAGAUGCCCAAACCUGAUGGCAAUGUUAUAGUUGCACCCAUGAACCAAUCAGCGUCAGCCUUCAAGUAUGGUGAGAAAGCAUGUGCACCUGCACAGGCAGGAUUUGGAGGAUUGUUUGCGAAAAAGGAGGGGCAGUGGAAUUGCACCACCUGUCUUGUGAGAAAUGAACCAAAUGUGGCAAAAUGUGUAGCUUGCCAGAUGCCCAAACCUGGCAAUGUUAUAGUUGCACCCAUGAGCCAAUCAGCGUCAGCCUUCAAGUAUGGUGAGAAAGCAUGUGCACCUGCACAGGCAGGAUUUGGAGGAUUGUUUGCGAAAAAGGAGGGACAGUGGGAUUGCACCACUUGUCUUGUGAGAAAUGAACCAAAUGUGGCAAAAUGCAUAGCCUGUCAGGCACUUAACCCCAACAGUAAAACUGCAGAUAUUGCAACUGCUCCUGCCCCAUUUGGCCUUGCCAAUGCUUAUUCUAAAUCUGAUCCACCUGAAUCAGGGUUUAAACUUAAUUUUCCAGCAUGUGGCUUUAAAUUUGGUCACAGUGAUAACAGCUCAACAACUGUUGAGGCAUCAUCAUGCCAACCCUCAAAACCAUUUUCUAGCACGGCGUUUACGUUUUCUUCUAAUACAGGAUUUAAAUUUGGACUGUCUGAUACGAGCAAAGACUCAACUGAUAAAAGUAACCAGCCAAUGCAAGAAGGAUCAGCUGCACUCUUCUUAAAAUCCUUUGCUGAACAGCAAAAAGAGAGGGAGCGAAUGAAUUCAAAAUCUGGUGGAGACACAAAUCGAGCAUCUGAGACUCCAAAUCAAAAUGAUGAUUUUUUUCUGGGCAAGAACUCCAAUAUUGCUACCUUUGCAGACCUUGCAAAAACUGCAGAUAAAGAAUUUCAGUUUGGUCACAAAGAUCCUAAUUUCAAAGGUUUUGAAGGAGUAGGUCAGCAGCUAUUUUCAUCAUGCACUACAAUAGCUGCCUCUGCAGAAAAUGAAGAUGAUGAAUUGUAUAAAACCGAAGAGGGGGAUAAUAUUCAUUUUGAUCCUGUUGUUCCUCUGCCUGAGAAAGCCGAACUCAUUACAGGCGAAGAAGAUGAAACAGUACUUUACUCUCAGAGAGUUAAGCUAUUUAGGUUUGAUACAGAAACCAGCCAGUGGAAGGAACGUGGUGUUGGAAAUCUCAAAGUUCUUCAAAAUAAAGCUAAUGGCCGCCUUCGGAUAUUAAUGCGUCGAGAACAAGUUUUCAAAGUGUGUGCAAAUCACUGGAUCACAACCACAAUGAAUCUCAAGCCCUUAAUGGGUUCUGAUAGAGCAUGGAUGUGGUUAGCUAGUGACUUUUCAGAUGGUGAAGCCAAACCAGAGCAACUGGCAGCAAAGUUUAAAACACCUGAAUUGGCUGAAGAUUUUAAAGAGAAAUUCGAAGAAUUUCAAAGGCUGUUGCUAGAUAUUCCACUGCAGACUCCUCAUAAGUUAUUAGACAAUGGUAGGACGGCUCGGCUAAUCCAGAAAGCUGAAGAAAUGAAAAGUGGUUUAAAAGAUUUGAAACAUUUUUUGAAAGAUGAAUCAGGAAGGUUAAAUGAUGAAGGCAAUAUAGUAACGAGUUCCACUUCUGAAAGCAACAAUGCCUCUGGUUUAGUAAUUAAACCACAUUCAGAAAGUACUGGCCCCACAUUGGAGUGGGAUAAUUAUGAUCUCCGUGAAGAGGCAUUGGAUACAAGUGUAUCUAGCACUGCAUAUGGGACUCCCGAUACAAGUAGUCCUGUAAAGAAAAACCUUUUCCGCUUUGGUGAUUCAACAACUGGGUUUAACUUUAGUUUCCAGCCAAGCUUGAGUCCAUUAAGAUCUCCUAAACUGAGCCACAGUGGAUUAUCAGUGGGUACAGAUGAAGAUUCUGAAUUUGGGCAAGAGGAGGAGAAAGAUGUUCAGCAUUUUGAGCCAGUUAUUCCAAUGCCUGAUUUAAUUGAUGUAUUGACAGGGGAGGAAAACGAGCAGGUUAUCUUUUGUCAUCGAGCCAAACUUUAUCGAUAUGACAAAGAAGUGAGUCAAUGGAAAGAGAGAGGAAUAGGAGACCUGAAAAUUUUACAAAAUUAUGAUUCUAAAAAAGUUCGAAUAGUUAUGAGACGGGACCAGGUUUUAAAAAUUUGUGCUAAUCACUGGUUAACACCAGAGAUAAGAAUUGAGCCCAUGAAAGGAACAGAGAAAGCCUUUAUUUGGAGCGUUAUGGAUUUUGCAGACGAUGCGGCAAAGAUGGAACAGUUAGCUGUACGGUUCAAGCAGCAAGAUAUUGCUAACUCUUUCAGGGAGCUCUUUGAAGAAGCUAAGAAGGCUCAAGUGCAGGGAACAUUAGUCACACCGUUGUCUUCAAGAGGGAAUACACCAAGAGAAUCUCCAUGUGGUAAAAUUGCAAUAUCAUUGCUCGAAGAAACUAUUAAGGAAUCAACUGAACAAACGAAUACAUGUGUUGCAUCUCCAAACAAUGCCCUAAAGUCGCAGAGUACUUUAUUGACAGAAACGCCAUCAUAUACCUCAAUAUCUCCACCAAAAUUUGUAUUUGGGUCUGAUUCUGUGAAAUCCAUCUUCAGCAAUGAGCAAGAGCGGCCUUUCGCUUUCGGUGGUUCAGCAGCUGGAUCCUUGUUUGGUUUCAGUUUUAAAAGUACUGAUUCUGCAUUAAAGGACCCAAUACAAACUGGCUCUUCUGUCGUCAAGAACAAAUUGCAAGAGGUAACGAGUGGUGGAUUUGAUUUUCGUAAAGCAGCUGCAUCUCUAUCAAAGUCUACAACGACCAGCUUGUUGCCUUCAAGCACAACAGCAGAAUCCACCGUAACUACCUUUGCAACCAAGGAUAAACCCAUGCCCACUGCAUUUAAAAUGCCACAAUCUGUUGGCGAUGAAGAUGUGCAGAUUGUUUUUGUAUUGACACCCACACCUGAACAAGCAGCUCUUGCUAAGCAGCUACAACUUCCUCAAACAUUCUUCUGCUACAAGAACAAGCCUGAUUAUUUUAGUGAUGAUGAUGAGGAUGAUGAAGAUUAUGAAACUGCUGUUAAAAAACUCCAUGGGAAAUUGUACGAAGAUAAGCGAGAGCAACAGAAAACACCUAAGACAGGUGAAGUCUUCAGAGCUGGUAAAAGUUUUGAUCCAGGUGAAUCAAAGGAGCAAUUGUGUCCGAAUGAACCAGAAGAAUUCUCUGAUGCAGGUACGUCCUUACAACUUACUGAUAGGAAGCUGCAUGCAGAAGAACAAAGGGAGCACAAGUCCUUUGCAACAGUAGAUUCCAGUGGGGCUAAUCCAGUGGAAGAUGGUGACAAAGACUGUAUUCUUGUGUGGGAGAAGGUGCCGACCCCUGAAGAGAAGUCGAAAGCUGAAAAGUUGUUGCUUCCUUCCACAUUUUUUUGUGGUAUAAACAGUGAUACUGAAGAAGAGAAGGAUGAUGAUGACUUUGAAAUUGAAGUUAGAAAAAUCAAGGAAUCACAGAUACCACAAGGAGGAAUAAUCAGCAGCUCUACUUGUGUAGAUUCAGCAUUCCAGUUGAAUGAACCAGCAAUUGUGCAGGUUAAUGUUUCAGAAGCUGAAGCUGACUCGACAACGCAAUUUGAACUUAAGGAAUUUUCAGCAGAUGACAGCAGACCCAUUGAUUUAACAACAAAAAAAGAAAUGGAGCCUGAUUCUACUACUGAAGUGAAUGGCAUAUUUGGAUUUGGUAACACGAAAACCGUUUCGUUCGCAGAUUUGGCUGCUCAGAGCACAGAAGGAUAUGCGUUUGCACCAAAAGAUGCUAAUUUCACUUGGGCAAAUGCAGGAACAGCUGUGUUUACUUCGAUGGUGUCCAGAAGUCCAUGUGAAGAUGAUGGCACUGAUGUAGUAUCUAGCAAUGACAUCCACUUUGAGCCAAUAGUUUCCUUACCUGAGGUUAAUACAAAAUCUGGUGAAGAAGAUGAGGAAAUCAUUUUUAAAGAAAGAUGUAAACUGUAUCGUUGGGACCGUGAUAUUUCUCAAUGGAAAGAACGUGGAGUUGGGGACCUAAAAAUUCUGUAUCACUCCCAAAAACGAUGUUACCGUAUUCUGAUGAGGCGAGAACAAGUUCUUAAGGUCUGUGCGAAUCAUGUUAUUACUGAAGAAAUGGAACUCAAACCAUUGAAUACAUCAAACAAUGCAUUUAUUUGGACCGCAGCUGACUACGCUGAUGGCGAAGCUAAAGUAGAACAGCUUGCAGUGCGAUUCAAAACUCCAGAAUUGGCGGCUGCCUACAAAAAGAAGUUUGAAGAAUGUCGAGAUGCAUCUUCGCAACUACAGAAAUCUGAGGAAUCCCAAGUUUUAGCCCUGUCAAAUAGCAGUAACCCUAUUGUUUAUUUUGAUGUGUCAGCUGAUGAGGAGAGCAUGGGACGAAUUACCAUGGAACUGCUAUCAAAUGAAGUUCCACGAACAGCUGAAAACUUUAGGGCCCUCUGCACCGGAGAGCAUGGUUUUGGAUUUAAAAAUUCAUUAUUUCACAGGGUUAUUCCAGAGUUUGUUUGCCAGGGUGGUGAUAUCACAAGCUUUGAUGGAUCUGGUGGGAAGUCUAUUUAUGGAGAAAAGUUUGAUGAUGAAAACUUCAUUAUACAGCACUCUUGUCCUGGUUUGUUGUCCAUGGCAAAUAGGGGCCAAAAUACUAAUAAUUCACAGUUCUUCAUUACUUUAAAGGAAGCCAAGCAUUUAAAUAUGAAGCAUGUAGCAUUUGGCUAUGUAAAAGAAGGCAUGGAUGUUGUGAGAAAAAUUGAAACCUUUGGUUCAAAAAGUGGCACCACCAGUCGAAUCAUUAUGAUUACUGAUUGUGGGCAGAUUAAUUAAAUGAAGGAUGCCCAGUUUCUCUUUGGUCAUGCUGUCUAUUUAGAAUUUGGAAUGCUGUAAUAUUGGAUGUUGCUGGGAUGUUAAUUGUACUGGUGUGAACAUUGGAUGUACAAAUUAUAUUGAUGGCUAGUAGCUGUCAAAGUUUUUGGUGUUGAAUAUUGCAUGUUUCAGAAUAAAGAUUUUGGCAAAUAAUGAGCAGUGGCAUUUAUCUUAAAUGUAAACAACAUGGCAUUUUGCAGUUCCACCCAAACUGUACAGAGCAAUUUAAACCUGGCAAUCAAAAUUCAGAGAAAUUGUCAUUAAGUUGCAACUGUUCAAAGUGUGUAACAUUUCAGAAUUAAGGUGGGACUUAGUAACUGUAUUCCAGGUCUAAAAGUGGUAAUUGCCAAAUAGGAUUUGGUGAUACCAACCAGGCCUUCCAUAUUUCUGUUUUUGGUUUAGUGCAACCAAAACACUAGAUUUUUUUUAAAAUCUAAAAUCCUGGAAUGAGGUUACAUUUGUUGGUGAUUCUGUUGCUAAGAUUAAAGCUCUGCUGUUAAAAUUACAUAUACUGAAACAGAUUUGACACUAUUGUAAAAUGUAAAGUCUUUUUUACAAUGAUUUUCUAGUAUUUGCAAAUGUGAUUGGCUCUGUAAUUUUAAAUUGGUAAAUUUAAUUAGUUAAAACUCAAACUUUAUAAAUAUUUAUAAUAAAGGUAUAAUUCAUCUACUAGUAGAUUAAAGCAAUUUCUUUCAUUUGUUUCAAAUACAGACUUGAAUUGGAGGUACAUGCCUUACCAACAAUAAAUUUUAUUGUAUCUUUC